This is a messenger RNA of Symbiodinium sp. CCMP2592, 870 nucleotides long. The record is from the annotation of a GenBank genome assembly. NCBI's taxonomy places the organism in Eukaryota, Dinophyceae, Suessiales, Symbiodiniaceae.
AUGCCCCUACCAGGAUCAAUGCUGGGAAAGUCGAGGCAGCCAGGAGCAGCCUUCCUGGCUGCUGUGGCGCUGCUUUGCUGGUCCUGGACGUUUGGGAGGUCUGAGCCAAACUUCGUGUCCACGGGAUUCCAGAUAUCUAGCCGAGGUAUGCCAGCUGUUCAGCCAAGUCAAGCACCACUGCGAACUGGAGCUUCCUACGAGGCGUCAGCCGCUCUCAGCGUCAGCCGCUCCUUUGCCUGGGCGGGGUCGCUGGCCGCUGCUGCCGUGCUGCUGGCACAGACCAGGCAUCGUGCGCCUAGCAAGAGCCAGUCGCCUGGCCCGCGGGUGGUCAUGCAUGCCAGGUCAGCCAGACCCACCACCCCGGCUGGCAGCCCCAAGAACAAGCGACGGAUCCGGGCAGGAAGGAUGAGGCCCAUCUACAAAGGCAGGCAGCUUGCCGUUCGGGUUAACCCCAAGACCAACAAGCCUGUGCGGUACAAGAUGCACGUCAUGCCGGGCGACACCGUCCAGGUCAUGAAGGGCAAGGACGCGGGUAAGGUGACCGAAGUGCUGAGAAUCUACCCCAAGUGGAACAAGAUCCUCUGUCUGGGCGUCAACUAUUGCAUCAAGCAUGUGAGGCCGCAGCGCGAAGAUGAAGUGGGCCAGCGCGUACAGGUCGAAGCCCCUAUGCACUCGUCAUGGGUCAUGCACUAUGACGAAGACGAGGAGGUAGCUGGCUUGCUGGGUGUGCGAUUCAAAAAGAAACCCCUCAAGGACGGCACAGAGAUUGUGAAGAAAGUGCGGUACAACAAGUCCACUGGGAACGAGAUCCCCGUCAGGGCACCGUCGAAGUGGAUUCCUGUUCUCGACCGCGUGGAGGAUGAAGACUGA